Molecule: messenger RNA, 255 nt
Organism: Anisakis simplex (herring worm)
Lineage: Eukaryota; Metazoa; Nematoda; Chromadorea; Rhabditida; Anisakidae
Source: the annotation of a GenBank genome assembly
CUCGCACUGAAUAACACUGUGACAACCUACUGGAUCGGUUUGAUCUUGGUUGGUAACGUUUGGACGUACACAACCGGCUCCCCUGCAACGUUCUUCAGAUGGCGUCCAACUCAACCGGACAAAUGUUGCGGUAAUACGAUACCGGUCAGGUGUGUACUAGUGAAUUGGGUGGGGAACACUGGAUUAUGGGAUGAUGCUGGAUGUGAGGGAGCGUGGUCACCGCUGGACGGAUUCAUCUGCAAGAUGCCUCUCUGA